Messenger RNA from Myxocyprinus asiaticus (Chinese sucker), 1160 nucleotides. RefSeq lists its product as uncharacterized. NCBI's taxonomy places the organism in Eukaryota, Metazoa, Chordata, Actinopteri, Cypriniformes, Catostomidae. The coding region runs from base 77 to 712 and encodes 211 amino acids. Gene Ontology annotation, molecular function: serine-type endopeptidase inhibitor activity. The record is from RefSeq and is a predicted model, not a curated record. The transcript has 6 exons.
UUGAGCGGAGUUAUUCAGGGGAGAACAAGUAACUGCAAUUCACAUCACAGUGAAGGAGUGAAAUCUUGAAGUCAAAAUGAAGUCUGUAGGCCUACUUUAUUUUCUGGUGGUCUUUCUUACAUGUGGACAGGUGUCUGUUUCUUCCAUGGGCCUGCAGUGUACAGAUCCCAUAGAUGAAGGCGAAGGAAAAGACAAGCUUUAUAGAUUUCACUUUGACCCCCAGUUAGGACUCUGUACCCCCUUCUUCUACAAAGGACAGGGCGGCAAUAACAACAGUUUUGACUCUGAUCAAGAAUGCAUGAAAGCAUGUUCGCCAAAAUACAAGGAGAUCUAUCCAAGUGAAGAUGAAGUGUGUUCUCUGGAGCUGGACUAUGGCAGCUGUUUCGCCAUGAUUCCAAAAUUUUAUUAUGAUAGUACAGAGAAGAACUGCCGAACGUUCUUGUAUGGCGGGUGUCAAGGGAACGGAAACCGCUUUGAUACCAGAAAGGAGUGUCAAAUGAUGUGUCAAGCAAGAUCUGGAAGGCUGCUGACCGCUGAAGACUACCCAAACCCUGAUCAGAAAACUGUUAAUGCAGGGCUGAUUGUUGGUAUUUUGGGUGGUCUUGUGUUCGUCGGUGCUGUCAUUUCUGCUAUUGUGAUGUUUGUGCUCCACAAGAAGAGCAAGAUGGUCGAAAGGAAGCCGGUGCCAACAUCCGAUAUCGAAAUGAACUAGAAGAACAUGAUUGCUACAACAUCCUGUCUGUACAUAUGUCAUUAGUGCUUUUGUAUCAUUUAUACCAGUCCUGUUUUAAAAGUGGUUGAAAUAUUGGUAUACAACAAUGCGUAUAUAGUGUCCACAAUUAAAAUGUGUGAGUCUGCAUUCCUUUUGGUCCAGUCAUGACAUCAGACUCUCUACUGUAUGCUGUAAAAUCAUGUUUUAUGUGGGGAAAAGCAUUCAUUAUUGUACUUGAUCAAAUCUGAUGUCUGUCUGUACUUAUAAUGUAUUGAUGUAAUCAUAUAGUCUUUGUUAUGAAUGUUCUUUAUUGUGAAGUUUUAUUAGUAUAAUAAAGAUGAAACAUUCUUAUGUAUUCCUCUGAUUACAUGUCUUACUAAACAUUAAUUGAUUUAAUCAUGAGGAAACAGUCACAGUAAUGUAAUAACCCAGAAAUAUUCCUCAGUAA